AUGUUUGUUAACGUUUCGCUACUUCUCAUUAUCAGCUUCUUAUUUGGAUUCAUCAAAACAGAGCUCACUCUCCAUAAUCAAAAGCUUGAAUGGAUUCUUGGCUCAUGGCGAUCGGAAUUUUCUGGAAAGGUUUUUUGGCCAACAGUACCUACUAUGACAUUUGGUGAAGAAUUAAUUAUAGCUGAAGCACCACUUGCCAAAUCCGUCAAUGUACAGUUCCUGAAUUUCAGUGCUCGUGCUUGGUCUCAUACAACAAAAGACCAUUUUCAUGAUGAGUGGGGUUUUAUUACUGUUGAUCCAUCUGGAAAUGCUACACUAAUGACUGCAGGAAACAACGGAUUUACAACAUAUGAAGUGGGAGAAGUAGCUCCAAACAAAAUGAUUUUGACAUUAAGAGAUAUCGGUAGGAUUUCGUUCUCCAGAGAUCUUCCGGUUGAAGAUUUACGAAGAACCUUCAUUAAACACGACGAUCAGUAUUUGGAGCAAAUUAUUGAGAUGCGAACAGCAACUCAUCCUAGUCAUGGCUACUUGGAGCAUACCAGAGUGAUCUAUGCCAAGCAGAAGUAG
Thelazia callipaeda (thelaziosis nematode) is the source of this 567-nucleotide messenger RNA. The record is from the annotation of a GenBank genome assembly. NCBI's taxonomy places the organism in Eukaryota, Metazoa, Nematoda, Chromadorea, Rhabditida, Thelaziidae.